This is a messenger RNA of Trichoderma virens Gv29-8, 1896 nucleotides long. RefSeq lists its product as uncharacterized. Gene Ontology annotation, biological process: peptidyl-threonine phosphorylation; peptidyl-serine phosphorylation. The transcript is spliced from 4 exons. The record is from RefSeq and is a predicted model, not a curated record. Bases 1 to 1896 code for a protein of 631 amino acids. NCBI's taxonomy places the organism in Eukaryota, Fungi, Ascomycota, Sordariomycetes, Hypocreales, Hypocreaceae. Gene Ontology annotation, molecular function: protein serine/threonine kinase activity; ATP binding.
AUGUCGACCAGUAACACCGCCCUCGCGAACGGAAGCAUAUCCAGCACCGACGGUAACACGUUCAGCACCGACGGUAACACAACUAAUAAGAACGGUAACACAUUUAACACGAAGGACAACAUACCCAACACGAACGGCAACACAUCCAACACGAACGGCAACAUACCCAACACGAGCGGCAACAUACCCAACACGAACGGCAACACAUCCAACACGAACGGCAACAUACCCAACACGAACGGCAACACAUCCAACAGUUUAAUAAAACUCCUUAGGGAUGCUUGCGUGAUCAACCCACGCGACAAGAAAUCUUUUAUACCGCAUCGACAACUGGAAAAAAUAUGUAAUAAGCAAGCAGUUACGCACGCAUUAGCUACAGCAUUCCCAGAGAAAGAUGCCAGUUUUCACGAAGAUUGUGCAUUAGAAAUAUGUCAUGGGAAAGCCCCUGCUUCCUCAAACGGUACCCGAUCAUGUCUCAAAAUAUUUGCCAUUCUUGUUCUUCUGAAAGAAGUUAGGCUUAUAAAGUCAUUUCUGGAUCAUCCACUCUGCGAUAACGAUCUCCCGCUUUUCAGUACGGACAGAUUCACAGAGUUGUGGUCUCCUCGAGAGGACCCCAUAAGCCCUGUGAAACUUCCUGACGAGGCCGAUCAUUAUGCGAUUAUUAAAGGGUUUAUUGAUCAGCAGUGGUCUGUCUUGGCACCGCGUUUUAGUCUUCCUACAGACAAGACAAAACGAUGCGAAGUGUAUGAGCUCCAUGAGAAUCACAUAUUACCCAUCGAAUGGAUCUCCGAUAGGAAAUUCAGUGGCGGGUUUGGGUUGGUGGAAAAGGUUAGGAUACACAGUGAGCAUCAUAACUUUAAGCACAAAUCAUUUGCUCUAAAAACUAUGCAUCUGUUGAGACCCGAAGAAAUAGCUAUCUUCUUUCAGCAGGAAUUAGACGCUUUCCAGAAUGUUACACCAGGCGGUCACAUCAUAGAUAUAUGUGCCGCUUUCAAGAAGGGGGAUAGUCGCGGCUUUCUUUUCCCGUGGGCAGAAGGAGGUAGCCUCAAAAAUUUAUGGUCCACUUCGCCACGCCAUAUCGUCGAGCCCGCAAGAGUUGGAUGGUAUGCCUUCAGCCGGUGGAUUUGCGAACAGUGCCACGGCAUCAUCCGGGAUCUCAGGAAGAUCCAUGAGCCGUCCGAUAUGUUCCCUAGCGAUGACGUCGAAAGUCUCUUCGGGAUCCACAGCGACAUCAAGCCAGACAACAUCUUAUACUUUAGUGACGAUGGCUUGCCAUUAGGAACGCUGAAGGUCUCGGAUCUAGGCCUCAUGAAGUUCCACAGACAAUUCUCGCGGACUAAGUUCUCUGCAUCUAUGGGUAAUGCCUACCAAACUUACAGAGCGCCAGAGCAUGACACUAGUAGGAUGAGAUCUAGGAAAAUUGAUAUCUGGGCAUUUGGUUGUCUGUUCGCCGAAUUCAUAACCUGGGCGAUCGGCGGUAAUCACGCAAUUGAAUUGUUCAAAACAAAUCGAAUAAAUGAGGACAAAGACUAUCCUGAUCCUGAUGAAACCAAUGGCGAGUGGUCGGAAGACAACUUCUUCAUCAUCAAGAGAUCUCUCUUCCCUCCAUACGGAAAGGCAAAACGGAAGAGUUCAGUUAAGGAGUGGUUCAAAGCUCUCAUUGCUUAUUUGGGUCCAGAGAUGGCAGGCACUUUCUUCCCUGAAUUCCUACGUUUCAUCCAAAAAUGGAUGCUUCAGCCCGAGAGAAAUAAACGAGCACAAUGCUCAGAGGUGGAAAUGUUCUUAAAGAAAUGUUUGGACAAUAAUCAACCCGAUAGUUCAUAUUGGCAUUUUAGUGGAACAGUGCAAGGACAGAAUGAUGCCAGUCAGGGCACGACAAAAAUAGGCACUUCGUAG